GCCUUUUCCCAUGGUCCUUAGUCCCACUUCCCUCUCUCUCCACCCUCUCCGCUAACUUCAGUUCUGUGUGAGACUGGCAAGGGAGGAGGAGGUCGCUUGGACCAAGUGCAGCUUCAGCUGCUCGGGGGCAGUAAAGAGCAGAGAAGGGAAGUGUGGAAAGACUGAAUUGCUCGCCUGCCUGUUCUUCACUAUGCUCCCCAAUGCUCUAUCUGCCCGUACUGGUGUCUACUGGGAUAUAGUGGGUUCCUCUGCACUACUAGAUUCAACUCCAGGCUUUGGGAACCUGGGAAAGAGUUUCCUAAUUGAGAACUUGCUUCGACCGGGAGAUGACUCUCCGCAGUGUCUUACAGCUCCUUCUUCCUCAAAUCGUUCCAUAGCAGCAGUUGCAGUUCACAACUCAGAAAUCCUAGAGCAUCCCCUCUCGUCCAGUCCUGUACCUCUCAAGUUGUGCAAUGGAGCAGAACAAGUCGGGAGUCCUUAUCGGACUCAUUGGGCUUUUCAGGUGUUUAAUCCUUCGACUGACAGCAGACCUUUGCCAGGCCAGGGAGAUCAAGGUGGUGCCUUCCAACUUGCAGUCCCAGCUUCGUCCAAACUUUUUUUUCUGAGAGCCCCACAAUUCUACUCAACCUGCUGCGGUGGGUCCUGUCAGCACCCUGCAUCCCCCACUGCUUUGCCAAGAGAGGACAGUAUGUUGCCUCUACUAACAGAAGACUCCAAUUCCAAAGCUCAGAGAGGAAUUUUGAGAAGAGCUGUGUUUUCUGAUGACCAGAGAAAAUCUCUGGAGAAAAUGUUUCAGAAACAGAAGUAUAUCAACAAAACAGACAGAAAGAAACUUUCCAUCAGUUUGGGACUAAAGGAGUCACAGGUGAAAAUUUGGUUUCAAAACAGAAGGAUGAAGUGGAGAAACUGCAAAGAAAAAGAAGCCCUUUCCAACCAAUAUGCCAAGGAAGAAGGCAUUCAAGAGAAUCAAAUUUCAAGAUCUACUCUAGGCUUUACUUCUCCUUGUUCUAAAAUAUGGAAAGUAUCUCAACAGCAUUCAAGUUCAAGAUGGAGGGAAAAUUCACCAGAGCCUUCAGAAAGAUUAAACCAUGAGAAUUCAUUGCAGCUACUUCCACAAGUGAAUUCCCAUCAGGGUCCAUUGUAUUUAUACUCUGAAGCAGACACUGAAGACAAGGCAGUUACUGCAGCCAUAUGAAAAAUAACAAAACUACACCUAGAUUAAACAGCAGAAUCUUAAAAUGGAUGCCUUUUGAAACUAACAAUAUUUGAACACUAAAAUCAAUUAGUUUGAAUUUCAGCAAUGUCUAAACUCGUUAACACCACUGGGGAAAAUAUGAGAACUGGUGCUUUAAAAAAUAUUUUCCAUUAUUCACUUUUCUUCUCAUUUAUGUUAUUGUCCUUUUGCUAAAUUUAUAAGUGAAAUUGAAAUAUAAGGAAACAUAAAUGCAAAAUGAUACCUGAACUUGGCUUUGUUUUAUGACCCUACUUUGCAUAUGCAUGUAUAUAUGUACUCACAUAUUUCAAUUCUUUAAUGACUUGUAAUUAAAUCAGUGUGGGGACUUCCCCCACCAAUACAGAUCACAACCAAUCUGUAGUUUGUCAGAUUUUCUUCCAUAGUUGCUAUAGCUGACCGGGUGACAAGCCUCUCAUAAAUUAGCUAGCUUGGGUCAGUUAGGUCACUCAGUAGAUAGAGAGCCAGGCACGGAAACAGGAGGUCCUGGUUUUAAAUCUGGUCUCAGACACUUUCUUAGCUGUGUGACCCUGGGCAAGUCACUUAACCCCCAUUGCCUAGCUCUUACUACUCUUCUGCCUUGGAACCAAUACUUAGUAUUGAUUCUAAAACAGAAGGUAAGUUUUCUUAAAAGAAAUAAAAUUAGCUAGGUUAAUUCCUGGACCAAAAACACAUUCCAUUCAUACUCAAAACCUUUCCAUUGUUGUAGGAUCUGUUAGUAAUUAUUCACAUCAAAAACCCAGGGUUACUUCUCUACCAUAAUGAGGUGUUGGAAUAAGACUUUAGUUGAGGUUAUAUACAUAUAUCCUCACAUAUUUUCAUACUGAUGCAUUUAUCUUUAUAGUUCUAUCUUUAUGCAUUCUAUACAUAUAUGUAUACAUAGAAAUCUAUAUGUAUAAUAUAUAUUUCUCUCUGUAAAUCCAUAUGCUUACAUAGUUGUUUACAUAAAUAUGUGCAUAUAAACACAUAGGAUAAUAGGAUCAUGUAUUAAGAGCUGGAAUAUAUCAUAGAGUCAUCCCCCUUCAUUUAACAGAUGAGGAAAUUGAAGCCCAGAAGUGUUGUCAGUCAAUAAGCAUUUAUUCAGUGUUUAUUAUGGGCCAUGGUUUGUGUUAAAUUCUGAGGAUACAAAUAAAGACAAAAACAUGAUGCCUAUGCUCCAGGAAUUCAGAUUCUGAAUUGGGAGAAAAUGUGAAAACAACUAUAAAUUGUGGCAUGAAAAUGUAAUAAAGGUCAACUGAAGCAUA
Molecule: messenger RNA, 2475 nt
Organism: Monodelphis domestica (gray short-tailed opossum)
Lineage: Eukaryota; Metazoa; Chordata; Mammalia; Didelphimorphia; Didelphidae
Gene: DBX2
Product: developing brain homeobox 2
Biological process (GO): regulation of transcription by RNA polymerase II
Molecular function (GO): DNA binding; DNA-binding transcription factor activity, RNA polymerase II-specific
Source: RefSeq, a predicted model, not a curated record